Cynoglossus semilaevis (tongue sole) is the source of this 6493-nucleotide messenger RNA. RefSeq names its product paired box 5 (gene pax5). Lineage: Eukaryota; Metazoa; Chordata; Actinopteri; Pleuronectiformes; Cynoglossidae. Gene Ontology annotation, molecular function: DNA-binding transcription factor activity, RNA polymerase II-specific; RNA polymerase II cis-regulatory region sequence-specific DNA binding. The record is from RefSeq and is a predicted model, not a curated record. The transcript has 11 exons. Gene Ontology annotation, biological process: anatomical structure development; regulation of transcription by RNA polymerase II.
UGAGGGGGGGGCGCGACCCUGCAGGAAAAGGUGCGGGUUGUGUAUGUGUGCGUAAAACGCGCGCGACUGUUGGCACAUGUACGCGCGAGGCAUUUGUUUGCGUGUGUUCGUGCGUGCAUGCGCGCAUGUGUGUGUGUGUGUGCGUGCGUGUGUAGCUCGUGUAGGAAAAGGCCAGAACAUGAGCGCACAUUGAGAGCGCGGCUCUUUUACGCGGCGUGAUCAUUUCACGCUUCCCCCCGAAGCCUUUUUUCCACCUAAAGCGUUUAGUUGCAGCUGAGUGAACACUUGCAGGGAGUGCAACAGGGAGCGGAAGACUCGAAUUAUUUUAACGUACAACUCGCUUCAAAAGUACUGUAGGACGAAAGACAAAAAAAGAAGAAAGGAGGAGGGAGGCAGAGGGGGAGAGAGAGAGAAAAGUUUUUGUUCUUUUCCUUUUUUUCUUCCUUCAUCCUGUUAACGGACUAACAUGGACCAAGGACCCAAGAGUCCUUCACUGCGCCUGGGAAGAGUAGGACAUGGUGGCGUAAACCAGCUCGGAGGCGUGUUUGUAAACGGCAGGCCACUCCCAGAUGUGGUACGACAGCGAAUAGUGGAGCUAGCCCACCAAGGGGUUCGGCCCUGCGACAUCUCGCGCCAACUACGAGUCAGCCAUGGAUGUGUCAGCAAGAUACUGGGCAGGUACUAUGAAACGGGCAGUAUCCGCCCUGGGGUCAUCGGGGGAUCCAAACCAAAGGUUGCUACACCCAAAGUGGUCGACAAGAUCGCCGAUUACAAACGCCAAAACCCCACCAUGUUUGCCUGGGAGAUACGGGACAGACUCCUGGCCGAGAGAGUGUGUGACAACGACAGCGUCCCCAGCGUCAGCUCCAUUAACAGGUACCUCAGACGGAAGUGUAAGGCCCCUGUGCCAUGUCAGCCAGCCUGAGCCACUUCACACUCCGCAGCUACGUCUGUGGCCGCCACACAGGUUUCAGCAGUGACCAGUGACUCGGCCGGCUCCUCCUAUUCAAUCAGUGGCAUUCUGGGUAUCAGUUCAGCUACUGACGUGGGCAAAAGGAAGAGGGAUGAAGGUUUACAGGAGUCACCGCUGUCCAACGGACACAGUCACGGUGGGCGGGACUUCCUCAGGAAGCAGAUGAGAGGGGAACUGUUUUCACCACAGCAGAUCGAGGUAUUGGACCGCCUGUUUGACAGACAGCCAUCCUGUCCAAUCCAGUCCAGCUCUGACCUCUAUGUGAGCCCUGACUCUGGCAAGACGUCAGAUUAUUCAUCCAUGGCUUCACUAGCGGGUGGAUUGGACGAGAUGAAGAACAGUUUGGCCAAUCCAGGAACAGGAGCUGAGCUGGGAGCCAGUGUUCCUGGUCCACAGUCCUACCCACUUGUUCCAGGUCGAGACCUAGCCAGCACCACUCUGCCAGGCUACCCUCCACAUGUCCCUCCUACUGGACAGGGCAGCUACUCCACCCCCUCCCUGACUGGCAUGGUACCUGGUGGAGAUUUCUCUGGAAGUCCAUACUCCCAUCCUCAGUAUUCAACAUACAACGAAUCAUGGAGAUUUCCAAACCCUAGUUUAUUAGUGUUUCAGAAGGAUUAUGGAUCUCUCCUGGGGACAGAAAUCGGCUGCUCCUCCAGUCUCUUCACCAGCCAGGGAGGACAGAUGCAAGGGUCACCUUACUAUUACAGCGCUACAUCACGGGGCACCGGUCCUACAGCCACUGCAACAGCCUCCGCCUACGACCGCCACUGACCCGGCCUGCUGCUGUCAGAAGAUGAUAACAGGAGGAAGAGGAGAUGGAUAGCACCGUCACUGCUCAGUAUAAGCCUGACUACACGUGAGGUUCAAACGUCAGUAAAGUUCAACUUUUAUUUUUUUUUGUUUUACUGAUGAUAACACCAAAAAAAAAAAUGCACGCCUUGAGUCCAACACAAACGGUAUUAUUAUUCAUAGUGUCCACAGAUGUGAUAUUGGACCAAACACAUUGUAAAGUCACUUGGGCCAUCCCAUAAUGCAUGUGUUUCUGUAAUCUGAUUGGUCACUGGACUUUGUGCAGACGUAUAUUAAACGUAUGCAUUGUGAUCUUUGGUGAAAUGUUUGUAUCAGUAUUUUGAUGGGAAUCAAUAAGUUACACACAACAAGGGAAUUUGGUUUGGCACGCCACACUAAAGAAAAGACAAUCCCAACUUUGUACUAUGUUUGAUUGAAUAAACUCACACAUUGGUAUCAUUUCUCUUUUUCUCUUGAUGGAAGAUAUAAAACAUUUUCCUCUGGAUCACAAUGCAGCUGAUAAAGGCCUCCGUAUGACCACACUGUUGAGCUCAGUCAAACCAACCUGUCAUUAAAUCAACAUACUUCAACUGAAGUUAGCCUAAAAUCAAAAUAAUGUCGCAAGAUAGAGUUGUUAAACUCGUCUAAACUUGAUCCAUCAGUCAAAAGUUUGUUUAAAAGAAUAAAACAAAUCCAUGUCUGAUAAUAGAACCUGUUACACUGGAAAUAAUAUAGUUGAUUAAUUCUAAAUUGGGGUACAGAGUACAGAGUACAGAGUACAGAGUACAGAGUAACACCUGCAGUUACAAGCAAAAUAAAUAUACAAUAUACAUUAAUGCGAUCAAUUUAAUUUUUUUUUUUAUUUCCUAAAAACUUCCCAAAUUUUAGGGACUACAUACAUGUCUCCAUUAAGCCCUUAAGAGUUUGGCAUCGUACUAUCCAAGAAAGUAAUUUGUAGCGCCCCCUAGGGGAAACCUCCAUCCAUGACUGACUGACUUCAAUUUCAAAUUUUCAGAUCCAAACCCGUUUCAGUGAAGCCAACUGUAUAUGUACAUGUCAGAACUAGAGUCAUAUUGUACAGGAAGGUGCUAUCCUAACGCGCAGGUCAGAAGCUAGUCCUGAUCAAGAGCUAUUUAUGGAGGAGACAGAGAGUAAUAUAUUAAGAAGCUUUUCUGCGCUGCAUUCAGUGAUAGGAGUGAAUGCAAUGUGAUGAUUUAACAUGUGUGUUAUGCUGUUGUGCUAGAAUAGUGAUGACGGAUAACGGCGGCAGCUGUGAGGCAGUGGAAUAUCAAAACCUUACUACGAUACCAGAAGAUUUCUUUGUUUAUAUAUGUGUUAUUAUUGCGAUCCUUUUGUUAAUAGUUUGUUGCCUAAUAUCACUUGAUGCUGGUGCCAUUUAUUAAGAGUCCAUUUUUAUCCGCUGUCUGUAUUUUCAACGUCAGUGCGAGGAAGCGGCAACAGCAGCAGCAGCACCCUCUUCUUCUCUUUCUCUAAAGUUCUAUUUUUCUCUUUAAACUCCCCAAAGAUAGCCCCCCUUAGUGGAUCGGCUAACUACAAAAGCACAAAGAGACCUAAUCAUCAUUCAUAAUCAACUCCAACUCACUUGUUAAAAAAAAAAGUAAUUUCAAUACUUUUUCUUCCUAGUAUUUCUUGAUUCUAUUAAACUACAGUUUUCCUGUAGAAAAAAAAAGAGAAAACCUGUUUUUCGUUUCUCUCCUACAUCAGUUUUGCGCUGUGACAAUGCAUGACACCAGGGUUGAGGCCUUAUCUGCUCAAUGUACAGACACAGUAGGAGAGACUUGCCCUCUAGCAAUGAUCUGAAACCAGUGCAUUAUUUCCCCCCAAAUCUCUGAGAGUCCGUCUCACUUCCUGUCCAUACAAGAGUUGUAUAGUAAUUAGAAUAUAAAGACCAGAUGUCAGUGUCUAUAGCAUUUUCAAUUUGUCAUACAGUAAAUGACAUGAGACUUUAGCAGUGGUGAUUUUUUUAUUGAAAAAAAAAAAACAGACGAGCGGUACAUGGUGUUGUUUUAGCCGUCGUCUGCAAGUGUUUCCAAAUAAUCUUUGGAUUAUGUCGGGCUCUUGUGGCUGAUCACAGCGCUUCACUGCUACUGUGCAGUUUUAAAAGGCACCAAAUCUGAAACAGGAAAUAUCCGGUACCCUACAUGAACAUAAACGUCUGAACACAGAACAAAAUUGCUACUUUUUGAGUCUUUUUUUGUUUCUGGGUUAUGAAAUAGUUUGUUAGUGGACCCUGUUAACUUUGUAGACCUUAUUAAAGUUGUGCACAUACAACGCUAAAGAAGAUUCUUACAGUAUCUCCCCUGCCGUGCUGCCAGCGUGCGUCGCUGCAGGAGCCGUUCCUUAUUUCUGUCUUUCUAACUUUUGAACAUUUUUGAGGCAUUAUUGAACCUGAACCACACCAGCUGAAAACAAGGACAGUGCCUUUAGUUUUAUAUGUACAAACAAGCCCAGCGACCAUCGGAACCUGAGUCACUAAACCGAGAUCCACCAACCAUUAACUCAACUCCUUGAACUAAACUGCCACAGGCUAACCAAAAAAAAACUUCAACAGACAAAAGUUGUCCAGUUUAAUUUCAGAGUAAGCAUUACUAAAUAAAUGUCAAUAAAAACUGCCCUAAACCCAUUCCUCUCACUAUCUUUAAAUUGUCCUCAGUUUUCCUGCUUUAGCGUCAAAGUGGUCAAAUCAGACAGCUGAUUUAAAACUAGCAAACAAAAUCAAAGAUGGUACAAAACUUCUCACCGUUCAGCACAAAUUAGUUGGUAAUGCUUUUAACUUUUGAAUAUGAAGCAAAAGUGAGUUUGUGCCACAAGCAAAACAAGACCAAACAGUGAGUGGCACAGGUAGAGGAAGCAGUACAAAUACGUCCAAGACACUCGUGAAUUACUUCCCCAAGUUCAGAUAUCCAAUUAGUCAAUGUGUCAGAAAAACACAGGCCUAGAGUGAAAUACAGGACUGGACUCUGAGGUUCAUGCCAAGAAAACCUCCACUCCCACAGUCAACAGUGACGUUCAAAUACCCACAAAACCAACCAUAGUCUCUGAUCUGAUAUGUAUCAACAGAUACUUCAAGUUGAAGUAUUGAUAUCCGACAUGAAAAGGUUCAAUCAAGUGAUCUUUCUGAGACCACCCUCACCAUUUUCUGGCCCUAGAAGAACACAGAUUGUGUUCUGCCCCGUCUCGGGGUAUGAUAAGCAACUUGAGGUUAAGUGUCACAUCAGGAAAAAGUCACGGCCCAAACGCCAACCUGCUAGUGGUGAGGUGACCCCCCCCCCGCCCCCCGUCAUUUAAAGAGCCAGUCCCCCCCAUAGCCAUGACUGCUGGUUUAGCCUCAGCCGUCCAGAGAAACACUGACAGGAUUCAUUGUUAACUAUGCAUCUGAUAGUGACACAGCUGGAUUUGCCAUUGCUCUGACCUGAAGCGUUUCACACGGGGAUGAAGAAUGUGUUUUCACUGAGUCGCCGUGGCGUUGACUGGCAGCUGUGACAUUGACUGUCAUUGUGGGUGGUACAGUAGGAAACAUGGCAGGCAGAGGACACGCAGACAAAACAGGGAAAUGUAAGUACAGACUCCCUCUCUUCCUCCCUUUGUCCUUUGCGGAGCGGUGAUCCCCCCCCCCCAGUCCCCCACCCUGUGUUCCCCAGGGGAGUCCAAACCUGCUGUGCCAUCAGAAGCUCAUCCCAGCUUUUCUCUCCCUCCUCCCUCAGCCCUAAUCUCAUCAUAUCUGCCAUCGUCUUGCCGCUGAAGCCUCCCCUCCUGUAGCACUGCCACACCACCAGGAUUAAGAAUAUUAAAACUAUUCUGUAGAGUUCAGGCCGGUGACCUUUUCUUCAAAGUCCUCCAUCUUCCCCUCCUGUGUUUUCUCCCUCUGCUGUUUGCUAGAAAUUGUGCACCCGAAUGAGAGUUGGAGUCCUGUGCCGAAGCCAGGUCAUUUCAGCUGCAAUGUUUUUGUCGAUAUCUUUUCAAACUAGAAUAUUCCUGAAGGUUAGUUUCCUAUACUGCGUCCAUAGAGUUUAAACAGAGGAACGUGUUUUAUUUCUAGAACCACAGCUCUUUUAUUAUCUGUGAAAAUACACUCCCAUCCUGAAAUUUUGAACCCAGUGAAGUCAAAGAAGAAGCUCAAAUCAAUGCAAAUUAGGUUUUUUUUCCCCCCGCUUUACUAUGAUUUCUCACGGUGUGCGCUCCGCCCGACUGUAUCUCAAUAUGAAUCCAUGAGGACGGCUGCAGCCUCUGUAAAACCUGAGGGGAUUUCAGCAUCACAUCUUGACAGCAAUUAGUGGCACAAUCUGUUUCAUGCUUGCUAAUAUAACUAGGCUCUGGACAGAUCUCAUACUCAAGUGUUACAAUGUUCUGUACAUCUUAAUGUUAUUCAACUGUGGAAGAGGAGAAAUUCAAAUGACUCAGCCUAAAAAAAAAAAAUCAAAAAAAAAAAAAAAUCAACUGUGCUUUUUGAGCAGGUGUUUCAACGAAAAUAAAGACAAAAAUAUACAUGAUUUUCACCUUACUGUGGCCUUUCGUGUAACAAUCUGGAAUUUUUUGUGUCCAUGGCUUCUUAUCUGGGGUGUUAAAGAGAUAUUUUAUAUCCGUGGUCUUUUGGAGAAAAUAUUUUAAACAAUUUCAGAAAUUACAAAAAAAAGAUAUAAGAUAAAAUACAGAGACGGAAGCAAACGUGAAAUUAGGAUUCGGCGACUUCUCUCCUUCGAUUCAAAA